AUAACUUUUUUCUCUAUUCCACACUUACAUGUAUGUUGCAGAGAACUGUACUGACUACAAACUCCAGUUUGAGGUUUUCUCUGUUCCUGGCGAUGUGGCUAUGCUGAGAAACACACUGGUGUCCUCAGACAUCAUUGACUACAACAUCACAUGGUACAACUCAGUGUCAAGCCAAGAAAUCAGCAGUCAGACUGGUCACAUCCUGGUGCACGAGGAGACUCUGUGGAUUCUCAAUGUAACCAUGAAUGACAGUGGGGAUUAUGUGACCAUACUGAGGACUCCUUCCCACUGCUACAGGCAGGCCAGCCGACUGGUGGUGGAGGAAAAACUUACAGGAGAAUGUGGAAGGCCGAGGAAAGCUGAUCAGCUACUUACAAAAGGAGUCACUGACAACCUGAGCUGCCCUCUGAGGAACGAAAUGAAUAAGCUGAACAGCUACAACAUCUCUUCCUCCAUCAAGUGGUACAGAGGUUGUGACCCCAUAGACGGAACAGGCAGCUAUGAGUAUUGGGGUACCAGACUGAAAAUUACCAGCGUGGACCUUCAACACAAAGGCACCUAUACCUGUACUCUGACAUUCACCCUGGGUGGAAUCAAAGGGUCUGUAUCAGAGUCUAUUAACGCAGAGGUCAAAGAGAAUUACUCUUUGGUUCCACAAGUGCAUGAACCCUCAAAUGAAGUAAUCAAAGCACAGCGAGGGUACAACUUCAGUAAAAGGUGCCUGGUGUUUGUGCCGGGUGUUGGGAAGCUUUCCGCUUAUCUUUAUUGGUUGGACAAAGAUGGAUUCUUUGAGACUAACACCUCUCAUCGUGUCUACAUGUUAGAACAGCGUUUGCUGACCCAAGAUGGCUCCAGUAAAGGUGUGUGGUUAGAGACCUGGCUGAUAUUUUCUGAGCUGAAGGAGGAGGACUUCAACAUAAACUACACCUAUGGACUGUGA
Messenger RNA from Neolamprologus brichardi, 940 nucleotides. The record is from RefSeq and is a predicted model, not a curated record. Lineage: Eukaryota; Metazoa; Chordata; Actinopteri; Cichliformes; Cichlidae.